Messenger RNA from Leptosia nina, 579 nucleotides. The record is from the annotation of a GenBank genome assembly. Lineage: Eukaryota; Metazoa; Arthropoda; Insecta; Lepidoptera; Pieridae.
AUGUUCUUGAGUAUAAUUAUUGUUGUAUUGGGGUUAAGCUUGGCGAAUGCGUCAUGCCCCCACAUCGUGUCGAAGAAGGAAUGGGGUGGUCUCACUCCAGUCCAUGUGAGCUACCUUCCGAGACCCUUGGACCUGGUGAUCAUACAGCAUACCGUAACUCCGUUCUGUUCUAGUGACGGAACCUGCGCGGAGGCAGCUAGAAACAUACAGACAUACCAAAUCGACGAAUUAAACUAUUGGGAUCUUGGAAUGUCGUUCCUCAUAGGAGGCAAUGGCAAGAUAUACGAAGGAGCAGGUUGGCUCCACGUCGGCGCCCACACAUACGGUUACAACAGUAAAUCCAUCGGAAUUUCCUUUAUAGGCAACUAUAAUAAUGACGACCCGACGGCCGCUCAACUGGACGCUGUGAAAGCUCUACUCCGGUGUGGGGUGGAGGAGGGUCAUCUUACACCAGAUUUCAAAGUGGUUGGCCACAAGCAGCUGAUAGCAACCCAGAGUCCCGGUCGAAGGUUGUACCAGGUGAUCAGAACUUGGCCGCAGUGGUUAGAGGACGUCACUCCGAUUAAGAAUAAAAGUUAA